AAAUGUAAUACUGGUCUUCGAAUUCUCAUUUCACUCCUCGGUUGAAAUAACACAUUCGUUGCCGGUGCUUUUAAAGGCCUCUCGAGCAUCGCCUUCGAUUUACUUCUCUAAGCUCUCGUCGCUGGAUCUGGUGAAUUUUGAGGAGUGGUUUGUUUCCAGAUUUCAUUUUACUAAUCGGUAGUGGUUGUUGGGAUUGAGAGGAACAAGAUGGUUGUACUCGCUGCUUCUAUAAUCAGCAAAACUGGCAAAGUCCUUGUUUCAAGGCAGUUUGUGGAUAUGUCCCGUAUACGGAUUGAAGGGUACCUUGCAGCUUUUCCAAAACUGGUUGGAACUGGGAAGCAACACACUUAUGUCGAGACUGAAAACGUCCGUUAUGUUUAUCAGCCGAUAGAAACACUGUACUUGCUUCUUGUUACAAAUAAACAAAGCAACAUCCUUGAAGAUUUGGAGACACUGAGGCUACUCUCCAAACUUGUGCCUGAAUACUCUUACUCCCUUGAUGAAGAGGGCAUUGGCAAGACAGCUUUUGAGAUCCUUUUUGCAUUUGACGAAGUAAUUUCACUUGGGCACAAAGAAAAUGUUACAGUUGCACAAGUGAAACAGUAUUGUGAGAUGGAAAGUCAUGAAGAAAGAUUGCACAAGUUGGUCUUGCAAAGCAAGAUCAAUGAAACCAAGGAUGUCAUGAAGCGGAAAGCUAGUGAGAUUGACAAAAGCAAGAUUGAAAAGAAUCGGGGUGAGAAAGGAGGAUUUAUGUCCCUUCAGUCGAUGGGUUCUGGGAGAAUUGAUACUGGAUUUGGCAAUGACAGCACAAUAUCUAGUGGCACUGGCGGCUUUGGAAGUGGCCCAGGCUUUGGUUUACCUGAAGUUGAUUCAUUCUCCACUAAAUCGAAAGGCCGCCCUCCAGCAUCUGCUGCGGCUCCACCUAAAGGUCUUGGCAUGCAGCUUGGGAAAAGUCAAAAGACCAACCAAUUCUUGGAGUCUCUGAAAGCUGAAGGUGAAGUGAUUGUGGAAGAUGUUAGGCCGAGUAUUGGUCAGACUAAAGCAGCUGCUCCACCACCAACUGAUCCCGUGACUCUAACUGUCGAGGAAAAGCUUAAUGUGACUAUAAAACAGGACGGUGGUAUUGGAAACUUUGAUUUACAGGGCACAUUGUCUCUCCAGAUACUUAACCAAGAUGAUGGGUUCAUCCAAGUUCAGAUUGAAACUGGUGGUAACCCAGGAAUUAUAUUUAAAACCCAUCCAAACAUCAAUAAGGAAUUGUUUUCUGGUGAUAGUAUAUUGGGUCUUAAGGACCCAAACCGUCCAUUCCCUACUGGCGACGGUGUUAGUCUGUUGAAGUGGAGAAUGCAAAGUGCAGAUGAGUCACUUGUCCCAUUGUCAAUCAACUGCUGGCCUUCUGUUUCUGGGAGUGAAACAUAUGUGAACUUGGAGUAUGAAGCUUCCUCAAUGUUUGAUCUGCAGAAUGUUGUAAUCUCGAUUCCUCUUCCAGCUCUUAGAGAAGCACCCAAAGUUCAGCAGGUCGAUGGCGAAUGGAGAUACGAUGCCAGAAAGUCAGUCCUGGAGUGGACAAUUGUGCUCAUCGACAACUCCAAUCGCAGUGGAGCCAUGGAAUUCGUGAUUCCUGCAGUGGAUACAUCGACCCUCUUCCCGAUCUCCGUGCGCUUGACUUCCGCAGGCACUUUCAGUGAUCUCAAGGUUGUGAACGUGGUGCCACUGCGCGGCGGCAAUCCGCCCAAGUACUCCCAAAGAACACUGCUGACUACUGAAAACUACCAGGUUGUCUGAUUUUGGUAUAUUUGUGUUCUUUUGUUUUGAAAAUUGGCAAUGUCAUGUGUUUUUUUUGCGUACUUAAGAUUUACAUAUAGCUGCGGAUGUAUUUUGGGGUGACUAUAGACGAGGCCGUACACAAGGAGAACACUUCUUUUAUUAUUAAUUUGGUUGUGAAAAUAUAAUAUUGUCUUUUGUUGUUGCUUAGUCCUAUAAAUUGGGGAUUUAGGCUUUAUUUAAUAUGUAUGAUUAUUUGUAUUAGUAUUAUAUCUGUUUGCUUAAUCUAGGCUUUAUUUAAUAUA
Andrographis paniculata is the source of this 2069-nucleotide messenger RNA. RefSeq names its product coatomer subunit delta. The record is from RefSeq and is a predicted model, not a curated record. Gene Ontology annotation, biological process: Golgi localization; endoplasmic reticulum to Golgi vesicle-mediated transport; retrograde vesicle-mediated transport, Golgi to endoplasmic reticulum. Gene Ontology annotation, cellular component: cytosol; COPI vesicle coat. Bases 208 to 1785 code for a protein of 525 amino acids. The transcript is spliced from 12 exons. Lineage: Eukaryota; Viridiplantae; Streptophyta; Magnoliopsida; Lamiales; Acanthaceae.